Molecule: messenger RNA, 327 nt
Organism: Diplodia corticola
Lineage: Eukaryota; Fungi; Ascomycota; Dothideomycetes; Botryosphaeriales; Botryosphaeriaceae
Exons: 3
Coding region: 1-327 (108 amino acids)
Source: RefSeq, a predicted model, not a curated record
AUGCACUUGACUGGUAUUAUUGCCUCCGUCCUCGCCGUCACGGCUGCAGCUGCGCCGAACGGCCUCGUCAAGAAGUCGGCCAAUACCACUAUGGUCAAUGCCACCCAUGAACAGCUUGCCUUCGCCAUCCAACAGGCUGAGUGCGACGUAUGGGGCUGCCUUGGUGUGGUUGGAGCCGCUGCUUGCAUCGCUCCUAAGAUCGUCGAUGUCGACGUUCAGGGGGUCCUUGACUGCGUCUCUGGAAACAAGGAAAAGCUUUGCGGCUGCGCUAGUUGCAUCGCGCCUCUCGGAGACUUCCUUGUUAAGUACCACAUUUGCGACGCUUGA